UUGUAACACUAGUACUUGUACUUCAGAAAAUCUCCAUUUUGAGUGCUUAAACCCACACUCGUACAUCAUCCAUACUCGCGGGCAAAGCCAAAACCCCUUUUUCUAUGGCAAUUGCUUUCAAGUCCCAAAUCCCCACCUUCUUUCAAUUGAAGAAGAACACCGAGGCCCAUUCUUUUCUCCGCUUUCCCUCUCAGAGAUUAGCAGUCCCAGUAGGAAGAAGAUUCACUCCAAUGGCUGCCCUCAGCACUGCCCCAACCGUUGGGCUCUCUGAGACUUUCAAAAGGUUGAAAAACCAAGGCAAAGUGGCAUUAAUUCCAUACAUCACUGCUGGUGAUCCUGAUCUUUCAACCACAGCAGAAGCAUUAAAGGUGCUUGACUCCUGUGGAUCAGACAUAAUUGAGCUGGGUGUGCCGUACUCUGAUCCUUUGGCAGAUGGUCCAGUUAUCCAGGCUGCAGCUACACGUUCUUUGGCAAGAGGGACCAAUUUCAAUGCGAUUAUUUCAAUGCUGAAGGAGGUGGUUCCACAAUUAUCUUCUCCAAUUGCAUUAUUUUCAUAUUACAACCCAAUUCUCAAGCGUGGUGUUGAGAAGUUCAUGUUCACUAUAAAAGACGUUGGAGUACAAGGGCUUGUGGUCCCAGAUGUCCCCCUAGAGGAGACUGAAAUUCUGAGAAAGGAAGCAACAAAGAAUGGGAUUGAAUUGGUACUGCUCACGACACCCACUACUCCAAUCGAUCGAAUGAAAGCAAUUGUUGAAGCUGCAGAAGGAUUUGUGUACCUCGUAAGCUCGGUUGGGGUCACUGGUGCCCGUGCAUCCGUGAGUGAUCGGGUUCAAACUCUUCUUCAGGAAAUUAAAGAGGCAACAACCAAGCCUGUAGCAGUUGGCUUUGGCAUAUCGAACCCUGAGCAUGUGAAACAGGUAGCAGGAUGGGGAGCUGAUGGCGUGAUUGUUGGGAGUGCCAUGGUGAAGGUGCUGGCUGAAGCCAAAUCCCCUGAGGAAGGUUUGAAGGAACUGGAAACUUUCACCAAAUCCCUAAAAGCUGCACUUGAUUGAGACAAUUUUUAUGGGAUAUAAUCAAGCCUGUUACUUUUGAUGCCAACUUUGAUAUGCAUUAGAAAAUAAGAGUACAUUGUUUUGCUCAAUAUUUUGACCUGAUUUUCAUGCAAUAAAUAGAUUUUCAUGCUUUUAAA
Alnus glutinosa is the source of this 1189-nucleotide messenger RNA. Its product is annotated as tryptophan synthase alpha chain. The transcript is spliced from 9 exons. Gene Ontology annotation, biological process: L-tryptophan biosynthetic process. The coding region runs from base 105 to 1052 and encodes 315 amino acids. The record is from RefSeq and is a predicted model, not a curated record. Gene Ontology annotation, molecular function: tryptophan synthase activity. Gene Ontology annotation, cellular component: chloroplast; cytosol. Lineage: Eukaryota; Viridiplantae; Streptophyta; Magnoliopsida; Fagales; Betulaceae.